AUGGCGGCGAGUCAGGGAGGUGGUGGUAACAGUGGGGGCGGCGGUUGUGGGGGAGGUGGAAGUAGCAGUGGAGGUGGCGCGGCCGGAGGGGGAGGUGGCGCGGCCGGAGGGGGAGGUGGCGGCGGCGGCGGCGGGACCCUGCCAGUGCCCAUCCCGGUGCCGACUCUUUUCGGUCAGCCGUUCCCCAACGGGCCACAGUGGAACCCAGGGAGCCUGCAGCCUCAACACACAGUGAGGAGCCUGGACCGGGCCCUGGAGGAGGCGGGCAACUCCGGCAUCCUGAGCCUAAGUGGCAGGAAACUCCGAGACUUCCCGGGCAGUGGCUACGACCUGACCGACACCACCCAAGCAGGUGACAGGACGGGGGGAGGGGAAGCUGGUGCUGGGUACAUAGAGCACACAAGCUUGCAGCUUAGUCUGCUUGGGGUACAGUGCAGCAAGUGGCUGCAGCUCAAGCUAACUGGGUGGGUGGGGACCAGCAGAGGAGGUGUCCCUACCCAUCAGGUCGGUGUGGAUGGGCGGGCUCAACCCUCGUCACUGGAGAGUCGAAAUCUUUUGUCAACACUGCCAAAAUACCUGUUUGAUCUCCCCCUUAAAGUUUUGGUUGUCAGUAAUAAUAAACUGGUAUCCAUUCCAGAAGAAAUUGGGAAAUUGAAAGAUUUAAUGGAAUUGGAUAUUAGUUGCAAUGAGAUUCAGGUCCUUCCCCAACAAAUGGGAAAAUUACAUUCACUUAGAGAGCUAAACAUAAGAAGAAAUAAUCUUCACGUGUUGCCAGAUGAAUUAGGAGAUCUUCCCUUAGUCAAGCUGGAUUUCUCUUGUAACAAAGUGAUUGAGAUUCCAGUUUGUUACAGGAAGUUGCAUCAUUUACAAGUAAUAAUUUUGGAUAACAAUCCACUACAGGUACCACCAGCACAGAUAUGUUUAAAGGGUAAAGUGCACAUAUUUAAGUACCUAAAUAUCCAAGCAUGUUGCAGAAUGGAUAAGAAACCAGAUUCCCUGGAUCUUCCAUCACUGAGUAAGAGAAUGCCCUCCCAACCUCUCACAGACAGUAUGGAAGAUUUUUAUCCUAAUAAAAACCAUGGUCCUGACUCUGGAAUUGGAAGUGAUAAUGGAGAGAAACGAUUAUCUACAACGGAACCAUCAGAUGAUGACACAAUCAGCCUUCACUCUCAAGUCUCAGAAUCAAAUAAAGAGCAGACAUCAAGAAAUGACAGUCAUUCAAUAGGAAGUAAACCUGAUUCUCAGAAAGACCAGGAGGUGUAUGAUUUUAUUGACCCCAACACAGAAGAUGUAAUAGUUCCUGAAGAAGGAGAUGUACAUAAUGGAUCAUUUGUAUCUUUUCUUAAGGGAAAAGAAAAAUGUCCUGAAAAAUCUCAGAAAAAUGAAGAACUGGGAGAUGAAAAAAGGAUUCUUAAUCAUUCAACUUCUGUCACAAGAAACAAGCCAAAACAAACUGUGGAUGGCGAAAAGAGUGUCUUAGCAGAUGAAGUAAAUUCACCAUUAUCACCCCUCACAUGGCAGUAUAAAUCAUCAAGGAAGAGUUCGAGCGGCAAUGAAAACGAUGAGCAAGACAGUGAUAAUGCUAAUAUGUCACCACACUCUCCAGUAUCAUCUGAGGAAUAUGACAGAACUGAUGGUUUUUCACCUGGUCCCUUUGGCUUGAAGCCUAGAUCAGCUUUUAGCCGCUCAUCUCGCCAGGAAUAUGGAGCAGCAGAUCCUGGAUUUACAAUGAGAAGAAAGAUGGAGCAUUUACGGGAAGAAAGAGAGCAAAUACGACAACUUCGAAAUAAUCUUGAGUCCAGGUUAAAAGUAAUUUUGCCUGAUGACAUUGGAGCUGCACUGAUGGAUGGGGUUGUCCUUUGCCAUUUAGCCAAUCAUAUAAGGCCACGAUCAGUAGCUAGUAUUCAUGUACCAUCACCAGCAGUGCCUAAACUGAGCAUGGCAAAAUGUCGAAGAAAUGUAGAAAAUUUUCUUGAUGCCUGUAAAAAGCUGGGCGUCUCACAGGACAGACUGUGUUUACCUCAUCAUAUUUUGGAAGAACGAGGUCUUGUGAAAGUUGGUGUCACAGUCCAGGCUCUUCUUGAAUUACCUACAACCAAGGCAUCUCAGUUGUCUAUGGCUUGA
Messenger RNA from Orycteropus afer afer, 2124 nucleotides. RefSeq names its product leucine rich repeats and calponin homology domain containing 2 (gene LRCH2). Gene Ontology annotation, molecular function: protein binding. The coding region runs from base 1 to 2124 and encodes 707 amino acids. The transcript has 19 exons. The record is from RefSeq and is a predicted model, not a curated record. Lineage: Eukaryota; Metazoa; Chordata; Mammalia; Tubulidentata; Orycteropodidae.